AUGUCUAACCAUUUGAAUAAGUGUAUUCGUGAUGGCGAUAAUCCGGAUCUUACUGCUGAACGACUCACUGCCACGUUUGACACUCAUGCAAUGGCCGGAGAACUUCAUGGUGGACCUGUGAAUGCGAGAAGACGUCUUGAAAUUACUGAAGCCGUUGAAAAGAUUCCGGAGCUUCAUGAUUCGAAGCCAUACCCAUUCAUGAGCCGUGAAGAAAAAGUAUCAGAAGCAGCUAGAAAAUUGGUUGUUCUUACGAAGCACAUGAAUAAUAUCGUUGAUUUCUCGAACGCCGCUGAAGUUUUUCAUUUUGGAAAUGAAGUUUUGGGACUUGAAGGUCAUCCAAUGGCCCUUCACAAUGUCAUGUUCAUUCCAUCGCUUCGUGGUCAUGGAGACGAUGAGCAACAGAAAAAGUGGCUCACUAGAGCCCUACGUCGGGAAAUUAUUGGUACAUAUGCUCAAACCGAAUUGGGUCAUGGAACAAAUUUGAGAAGCCUUGAAACAACUGCAACUUUUGAUGAAUCUACCGACGAAUUUGUGCUUCAUACUCCUCAAAUCACGGCCCUUAAAUGGUGGCCGGGAAAUUUGGGCAAAAGUUCAAAUUAUGCCGUCGUUGUUGCAAGCUUGAUCAUUAAAGGAAAAAAUUAUGGACCGCACUCUUUUCUGGUGCAAUUGAGAGAUGAAAACACACAUGUUCCAUUGAAAGGUAUAACCAUUGGUGACAUUGGACCAAAAAUGGCAUACAAUAUGACGGAUAACGGAUUCCUUGGAUUCGAUCAUGUCCGAAUUCCAAGAAGACAUAUGUUGAUGAGACACUCCAAGGUUGAGCGAGAUGGAACUUUUAUCAAGCCUCAGAACUCCAAGAUCAAUUACUCUGCUAUGGUGCACGUCAGAGCGCAUAUGAUUUCACACCAGGCACUAUUCUUGGCCUCAUGCUUGACCAUCGCAGUGAGGUAUUCGUCGGUUCGUCGACAAGGAUUUAUUGACCCAAAAGGACAGGAAGUGAAAGUUCUUGAAUAUCAAACUCAGCAACAUCGUCUCUUCCCACACAUUGCAAGAGCUUAUGCAUUCAACUUUGCUGGAACUGAAACUGUUCGCCUUUACGAGAAGGUUCUCAGCCAAAUUGCCACUGGCGACAUGUCAUUGAUGGCUGACCUUCAUGCAUUAACUUCUGGAUUGAAAUCUGUGGUCACUUAUCUCGCUGGACAAGGAAUGGAACAGGCUCGUAUGUCUUGUGGAGGUCACGGAUAUUCGUUGGCAAGUUAUUUCAAUGAAAUUUAUGGUGUUGCAAUCGGAGGAUGCACCUAUGAAGGAGAAAAUAUGGUCAUGCUUCUUCAGUUGGCAAGAUAUCUUGUCAAAUCGGUCGGAUUGGUCAAGAGUGGUUAUUCGCACAAACUCGGACCACUUGUCUCGUAUCUCGGCGAGAAGAGCGAACCAAAUUCUCUUAUUGAUCGUAUUCCAAAUGGAGGAUUUGACGUUUACGUGAAAACUUUCCGCCAUAUCGCGAGGAGACAAACCUUCAAAGCUGCUGAAAAGUUCUUGUCACUUGUCGAGUCUGGAACUCAAAAGGAGUUGGCAUGGAAUAUGUCAUCAGUGGAGUUAAACAGAGCAAGUCGACUUCACACCAGACUCUACAUCGUUGAAGCGUUUGUCAGACGCGUCAAUGAAGUAAUUCACUUCGAUGUUAAGAAUGCUCUCACCGACUUGCUCUAUCUUCAUAUGAACUAUGAGCUGCUCGACAUGUCUCAGUAUGCUCUUGAGGAUGGAUUUUUGAGCACUUCUCAACUUGAUUAUAUCCGUGACCAAUUGUAUUACUACCUUGAAAAAGUUCGACCAAAUGCUGUGUCUUUCGUCGAUUCUUGGGAGAUUAGCGAUCGCGAAUUGCGUUCGGUUCUGGGAAGAAGAGAUGGACAUGUUUACGAAAAUCUGUUCAAAUGGGCGAAGGAGAGCAAUCUGAACAAGCAUGAUGUUCUUUCGACGUACGAACAAUAUUUGAAGCCAAUGAUGGUCGAGGCCAGAAAGAAUAGCAAAUUGUAA
Molecule: messenger RNA, 2031 nt
Organism: Caenorhabditis bovis
Lineage: Eukaryota; Metazoa; Nematoda; Chromadorea; Rhabditida; Rhabditidae
Source: the annotation of a GenBank genome assembly